AAACCAGAGAGCUAAGCCAUGACGUCUCUCUCACCUCCGGUAGUCACCACCCCCACCGUUCCCAACCCCGCCACAAAACCUCUCUCCCCCUUCUCUCAAAACAACUCCCAAGUUUCCCUACUCACAAAGCCCAAGCGUUCCUUUGCACGUAAGGUCUCAUGCAAAGCCACAAACAAUGACCAAAAUGAUCAAGCACAGUCCAAACUAGACAGGAGAAAUGUGCUUCUUGGUCUUGGAGGUCUAUACGGCGUGGCGGGUAUGGGCACAGACCCGUUCGCUUUUGCCAAGCCUAUAGCCCCACCAGACGUAUCUAAAUGUGGUCCUGCAGACUUGCCACAGGGUGCAGUGCCCACCAACUGCUGCCCGCCGCCUUCCACAAAAAUCAUUGACUUUAAGCUGCCUGCCCCCGCCAAACUCCGCAUCAGGCCACCGGCUCACGCCGUUGACCAAGCCUACAGGGACAAAUACUACAAAGCGAUGGAGCUCAUGAAGGCCCUACCCGACGACGACCCACGUAGCUUCAAGCAACAGGCAGCCGUGCAUUGCGCUUAUUGCGACGGCGCCUAUGACCAAGUCGGGUUCCCAGAACUCGAGCUCCAAAUCCACAACUCAUGGCUCUUCUUCCCGUUCCACCGUUACUACUUGUACUUUUUCGAGAAGAUCCUAGGCAAACUCAUUAACGACCCGACAUUCGCUUUGCCGUUCUGGAACUGGGACUCGCCAGCCGGCAUGCCACUGCCCGCGAUUUACGCUGAUCCAAAGUCCCCUCUCUACGACAAGCUCCGAUCUGCCAAUCAUCAGCCCCCGACUCUGGUCGAUCUCGAUUACAACGGGACCGAGGACAAUGUGUCAAAGGAAACCACAAUCAACGCCAAUCUCAAAAUCAUGUACAGGCAAAUGGUGUCCAAUUCCAAGAAUGCUAAGUUGUUCUUUGGGAACCCGUACAGGGCAGGGGACGAGCCUGACCCUGGUGGCGGCUCCAUCGAGGGGACACCACACGCGCCGGUUCAUUUAUGGACCGGUGACAACACCCAGCCCAACUUUGAGGACAUGGGGAAUUUUUACUCCGCUGGUCGGGACCCCAUAUUUUUUGCACACCAUUCGAAUGUCGAUCGAAUGUGGAGUAUUUGGAAAACUCUUGGAGGUAAGAGAACUGAUCUUACUGACUCGGACUGGUUGGACUCCGGAUUCUUGUUUUACAACGAGAACGCAGAGUUAGUCCGAGUCAAGGUCAGGGACUGCUUGGAGACCAAAAAUCUUGGGUAUGUAUACCAAGAUGUGGACAUUCCUUGGCUCAGCUCCAAGCCAACACCGCGAAGGGCGAAAGUUGCAUUGAGCAAAGUAGCGAAGAAGCUGGGAGUUGCACACGCAGCUGUUGCGUCGUCCAGCAAGGUGGUGGCAGGCACUGAGUUCCCGAUAAGUCUGGGGUCGAAGAUAAGCACGGUGGUGAAGAGACCGAAGCAGAAGAAGAGGAGCAAGAAGGCCAAGGAGGAUGAGGAGGAGAUAUUGGUGAUUGAGGGAAUCGAGUUUGACAGGGACGUGGCUGUGAAGUUUGAUGUGUAUGUGAAUGACGUCGAUGACUUGCCGAGUGGGCCUGACAAGACGGAGUUUGCCGGAAGCUUUGUAAGUGUGCCGCACAGCCACAAGCACAAGAAGAAGAUGAACACUAUUUUGAGGUUAGGGUUGACAGAUUUGUUGGAGGAAAUUGAGGCGGAGGACGAUGACAGCGUGGUGGUGACUUUGGUGCCCAAGUUCGGCGCUGUCAAGAUUGGUGGUAUCAAGAUUGAAUUUGCUUCUUAGUUAGUUAUGUCAACCCAGGCAUCAAGAAUCGUAUGAUCAUCAUCAUGCUUGGAUCGAUCAUGUGUUGUAAUUCUUCAAUUUGGUGGUUUUGUUCCUUUUGAAUAGUCAAUGUUCGUGUACAAAAUAAACAUGAUGAUGAUGUGGUAUUUUCAUCACCAUGAAAUAUGAAUUAGAAAUCACAUUUUGUUCGUU
Malus domestica (apple) is the source of this 1992-nucleotide messenger RNA. It is a transcript of the gene PPO, whose product is annotated as polyphenol oxidase. Gene Ontology annotation, biological process: pigment biosynthetic process. Gene Ontology annotation, molecular function: catechol oxidase activity. The record is from RefSeq and is marked provisional. NCBI's taxonomy places the organism in Eukaryota, Viridiplantae, Streptophyta, Magnoliopsida, Rosales, Rosaceae.